GGCUCGCGAGCGAAGCCAAGAGCGGCAGCGAGGCGAGGCGAGCGGCGGGCAAUAAAGAUCGGCCGGCCUCCCCCUCUCGGCUUCGAUUCCGCCCUUCCCACAAGUCCAUCCCUCUCCCCAGCUCCCUCCCACUCCCUCCCUCUGAGAAGGAAAGCUGCUCUGGCACGAGCUCCUCCCCUGCUCCGCCUUCCCGUCCCGGUCUGGAGCGCAGAUGGGUACCUUUGGAAGAACACCACCUCCGAGCUGCUCUUCUUCCCGGCACUGUGCAGAAUGGGCUCGGGUCUACCUGAAGUACUGCUUGUGCAGCCAGAAGGACGGUGCUGCCCUGACACUUGGGUUGAUCAGUGUCAUUAGCUGGGGCGUCGCCGAGGUGCCACAGAUAAUAACAAAUUACAGACAAAAGUCAACAGAAGGGCUCUCUAUUGCUUUUCUAAUGACCUGGAUAGUUGGGGAUUUGUUUAACCUUGUCGGUUGCUUCCUGGAACCUGCUACUCUGCCGACACAGUUUUACAUGGCAUUGCUAUAUACCUUCACAACUCUGAUUCUCACUGCACAGACGAUAUACUAUAGCCACAUUUACCACCGUCUUAAAGCAAAGAAAUCCAGGGCAACUAGCAAGCCUCAGAAGCAUCAGCGUGGGGAUGCUUCAUUGCGCGAAAAGCUUUUGGGCGCCAAGGAUGGUGGGGCAUCCAGAAACAAUAACCAGUCAGAUGCUUUAGUUCCUAUUCCAAGCUCACCUAUUCCUGUUAAUAUGAAAAUUUCCGAACAAUACCAUGCUCCAAGCAGCCCCAGCACAGACUACUACUAUGUGUCAGCAAGAUCUCUAUCAAGGAGUCCAGUGCCAAUUGCAGGUACAUGGUUGGGCAAUAAUCGUCAGUCAUCAAGGUCUCCUCCACAAACGAAUAACCAAAGGGAAUCUUUAAUUGGUGAAAUUGCUUCAGCACAAUCUGCACCACCUACUGUAACAAAAAAUGCCCUCUCAGUGGCACCAUGGAUGGGUCUUCUGUUGGGCACGUGUCUCUUGCACUUUUUGGUUGAAAACACACAUAGGGAAGUGCCAAGUGGAACUGUCAUACCAGUCCGAAGAAGGCUUUUACUGUUUGUGGAUGACCAUGGACAUUCUUCUCUCAGCCAUGGCAUUGGAAAUGAAAUUGGAAGCUUUCUUGGUUGGGCAAUGGCAAUAAUCUAUAUGGGCGGACGGCUUCCCCAGAUUUUUUUGAAUAUGCAAAGAGGCCAUGCUGAGGGGCUCAAUCCAUUAAUGUUUUCCUUCGCGUUAGUCGGAAAUUCGACAUACGUAGGAAGUAUACUUGUAAAUAGCUUGGACUGGUCAAAACUUAGACCAAAUCUCCCAUGGCUCGUAGAUGCUGGAGGAUGUGUUUUGCUGGAUUCUUUUAUUAUUCUUCAGUUUCUUUAUUUUCAUUAUCGGAAGCAAAGUGAGCCUGCAGAUGAGCACGACAAUGCAGAUAAAGCUUAACUGACAGCAGGAGAGAAAUCCCUUCGUUGAACCGUUCGUUACCUGAAGCUGAAGGUACCUUACACCGGGCCCUGGGUUUCUGAGAUGUGCUAGCAUUCGUUGUUGCCUGGAAGACCGUCACCCAGGACAGUUCUGGAGCGUUUAUUCAUACAUUGCUGCGUGAGGGUGGCGCACGACGUCAUAUGGAAAUGCUUCUGGCAUUUGUUUCGUAGUAUCGGAAUGUCUAGUAUUAUAUCGAAUGUCGACUGGCUUUACUUGUUUUCUGUUCUUUUUUUUCUAGUUUCUGUUCACUGAAAACUUGCACGAGCAAUGCAAAUUCGAGACGGUAUCAUCGGAUAACAAUGUGCUGAUUCUCAUUUUGAAUUGUUGAUCA
This is a messenger RNA of Phragmites australis (common reed), 1847 nucleotides long. RefSeq lists its product as uncharacterized. The transcript is spliced from 14 exons. The record is from RefSeq and is a predicted model, not a curated record. NCBI's taxonomy places the organism in Eukaryota, Viridiplantae, Streptophyta, Magnoliopsida, Poales, Poaceae. The coding region runs from base 212 to 1474 and encodes 420 amino acids.